This is a messenger RNA of Momordica charantia (bitter melon), 798 nucleotides long. RefSeq names its product cyclin-dependent kinases regulatory subunit 1. Lineage: Eukaryota; Viridiplantae; Streptophyta; Magnoliopsida; Cucurbitales; Cucurbitaceae. The record is from RefSeq and is a predicted model, not a curated record. Gene Ontology annotation, molecular function: cyclin-dependent protein serine/threonine kinase regulator activity.
UCCCCGAGCCCUAGUUUCGUUUCAAAUUGGAGAAUUGAGACAUUCCAUUGCUUCGUAUCGUGGAUCGAAGCUACCGAAUCCGCUUAACUUUGCACUGUCAUUCUCUCGGACAGCCGCAGAUUAAACGCUGAUAGAUGGGUCAGAUUCAGUACUCUGAGAAGUACUUUGACGACAUUUACGAGUAUAGGCAUGUGGUGCUCCCACCCGAAGUGGCAAAGUUACUUCCUAAGAGUCGCCUGCUCUCUGAAAAUGAGUGGCGUGCAAUUGGAGUUCAGCAGAGUCGUGGGUGGGUGCACUAUGCUAUUCAUCGUCCCGAGCCGCAUAUCAUGCUAUUCAGGAGGCCCCUGAACUACCAACAGCAACAGGAGAACCUUGCCCAACAAAACGUUGUUGCUAAAUGACUGUUUCAUUUGGUUGAUUAUGUGAAAUGCUACUGGAAAGAAAGAAGACACUCAAUAAUCAGUCAUAUAAUGGUUUUAAUAUGAAAAACCAUACAUACUUUCUUGGUAUCAAUCCUCUUCCUGCUUAAAAAAUCUGCAGGAGUUUCUAUGUUUACCUCAACUCUGUAUGGUUGUAGAGGUGGCUUGGCUUAUAUAUAUGCUUUCUGUAUCUUAGCUGGACUCUGCAAUUCUAUGAACCAAAGGUGGAUUUGAUGGAUCUUGAUCCUUAACUCUAUGUGAAGAGGUGAAUUAUUUUUAUGCUUUAUUUUUGCGUGACUUUGAUUUUAUGGUUUUGGAACGAAAUAUGGAUUUCGGUAUCAUAAUGAUCAUGCUCCUUUUCUUGUACGAGAUUAUAUUA